Molecule: messenger RNA, 1272 nt
Organism: Trichechus manatus latirostris (Florida manatee)
Lineage: Eukaryota; Metazoa; Chordata; Mammalia; Sirenia; Trichechidae
Gene: ABITRAM
Product: actin binding transcription modulator
Exons: 6
Coding region: 62-607 (181 amino acids)
Biological process (GO): dendrite morphogenesis; regulation of actin filament polymerization; regulation of filopodium assembly
Cellular component (GO): nucleus; dendrite; filopodium tip
Molecular function (GO): actin monomer binding; actin filament binding
Source: RefSeq, a predicted model, not a curated record
GGUUUGUAGGGAGGAAGCGCUUGGGUCUUGGAGGGCGGGGGUAGCCACGCUGGAGGUCGCCAUGGCUACCGAACCCGGGGUCUCAGCGCCGUCGAUACCUUCUCUUGUGGAUCGUUACUUCACUCGGUGGUACAAGGCGGAUGUCAAAGGAAAACCGUGUGAGGACCACUGUAUCCUGCAGCACUCUAACCGAAUAUGUGUCAUCACACUGGCAGGAUCUCAUCCAGUUCUUCAAAGUGGAAAAACGAUUAAAAGCAUUUCCUAUCAGAUCAGUACCAACUGUAGCAGACUUCAGAACAAGGUCUCUGGGAAAUUUAAGCGGGGGGCACAGUUUCUAACAGAACUUGCACCUCUGUGUAAGAUUUACUGCUCAGAUGGAGAAGAAUACACCAUAUCUAGCUGUGUUAGAGGACGGUUGAUGGAAGUGAAUGAAAACAUUCUCCAUAAACCAUCUAUUCUUCAAGAGAAGCCAUCCACUGAAGGCUACAUUGCAGUUGUGUUACCCAAAUUUGAAGAAAGUAAAAACAUAACAGAAGGGUUACUGACCCAAGAACAAUAUGAAGAGGUUGUGGGGAAACGCAUUAACGUCACAACAGCUACACUGUGAGGAUUGAAUUGGAGUUAAAAGCAGCACAGAGUCUUAUCCUUCCUUAUGUGGCCUAAACAAUCAGAGCACUAAAGGAAAAGAACCAGUAUAUAUGUGAAGUAGGAGCAGAUUAACCAGUAAGCAAGGUAUGCAUGGGCUUACUUGUGUUUACGUAACUAAUCUGUAGUGCACAGUUUCACAUGGGUGCACAAAACAGGUAAAAUUAUGCACUGCAGAUUAGUAAGUAAGCCCAUGUGUACCUUGCUCAUUGAGUAAUCCGUCCCUGAUGUGAAGCAUAUGUCUUCACACCCAGCUAUCUGCAGGAGAGGCCUGAGCCUUCACUUACCCUCGUUUUCCCUCUCUCCCAUUUGUAACAAGCCUUGGUUCCCCUUUUAUUUUCUGCCUCCCAGAUCUGCCCAUGUACUCUGUUACUAUCCUGCUUCUUUUUUACUAACAAGUGGCCAGCAAGGGGUGUUUUUCUCAUUUGUCUUUUUUUUAACGCACUUUGAGGAAAAUUUGGAAAACACAAAAGUUUUAAGUAGCAAAGUAAAAAUAAUUUACCUAUCAUCCUGAAGCUCAGAAGUAAAUACUACAUUUUGACAUUUUUCUGUUGGAAUGUUAUAGCAUGGCUAUUGUUUUUGCCUCACUUUCCAUCAGUUUGAAGUUUAAAAAAAAAAAAAAAAAAC